Messenger RNA from Manihot esculenta (cassava), 558 nucleotides. Its product is annotated as auxin-responsive protein SAUR50. The transcript has a single exon. The record is from RefSeq and is a predicted model, not a curated record. Gene Ontology annotation, biological process: response to auxin. Lineage: Eukaryota; Viridiplantae; Streptophyta; Magnoliopsida; Malpighiales; Euphorbiaceae. Bases 110 to 502 code for a protein of 130 amino acids.
CCCCAACUAUGAAUUUUCCUAUUUGCUUCAUCACCCUAUAAAUUUCCAUGACGAUUCACUUAGGUUAAUUCAUCACAUACAAUAGAAUAUCUUAACUAAAACAAGAAAAAUGUCUGCAGCCAAGAAGAACAUGGUGUUCCUCAGGCUUUUCAUUGGAAAGCUACAAAAGGGUCUCUCAUCCUUCUCCAGUAAAGAAACUGAGCAUCACCAUAAAGAUGUGAAAGCUACAUUAAUGGUGCCAGAUGAUGUAAAGGAAGGACAAUUCGCUGUUUUGGCCAUAAAAGGUGACGAGAUUAGAAGGUUUGUUUUAGAAUUGAGCUUCCUUAAUAACCCUGCUUUUGUAAAGUUGCUGAAGCUGGCUGAGGAGGAAUUUGGAUUCCGUCAUAAGGGUGCUCUUGCUGUUCCUUGCCGGCCUGAGGAGUUGCAGAAAAUCCUUGGGGCCGGAGGAAGGAGGGAGAUGAUUGAUUAUUGUGCUCAAGAAUGGACUACAGAUGUUUAUUAGGAUUCUUUUUUUUUUUUCGUUAUUCUAUAAUUAAUUAAUUUCUUGAUGGUUUAUUA